AAUGAAUUAAUACGUCACAAACAGUGUUGACAUUGACAUAUCAAGUUAUUUGAAAACACUUUUGGAGAAAAUCCUUAAAGAAUGCCUUUAAUUAUAAUAUGUGGCACACCAGUAAGUGGGAAAACCACAAGAGCAAAUGAGCUAAAAGAAUACUUUGUGAAUAAUCACAAUAAGAACGUAGAAAUUGUGUCUGAAGACGAAGCUAUAGUAAAGUUAGGUUAUGAGAAAAACACCACAUAUUUAGACUCACAGAAGGAGAAAAGGAUACGGGGAUAUCUUAAAUCAGAGGUUUUAAAGUUUAUUGGCAAGGAUAAUGUUGUGAUACUAGACGGCAGCAACUAUAUUAAAGGAUAUCGCUAUGAACUAUAUUGUGCAUCAAAAGCAUCAAAAUCAACACAAUGCACAGUUUACACAAUCAGAAGUCAUGAUGAUGCUUGGGAGGACAAUUUAAAAAGACAAAGGAAUGAGUUUAAUACAGACGGAAUUAAUAACAGUCCGUCAGAAGGCAAUAUUGAGAAUGUGAACAGUAUUCCUUAUACAGAGGAAGUGUUUAAUGCAUUGACAAGAUUAAGGUUUGAAGAGCCAAACUCCAACAACAGAUGGGACAGCCCCCUCUUUACUGUACAGCCAACAGACCAGCUCAACCUAGAAGAUGUGUAUAAAGUUCUAUUUGAAAAGAAACCACCGCCGCCUAAUAUGAGUACACAAAAUGCACCACUGACAUCAACGAACUUCAUGUACGAGCUCGACCAAGUCACACAGUCGAUAUCUAAACACAUAUUAGAAGCCAAAAAAAUGAACAUGGACGGUGAAGUCAAGUUUCCAGAUUACCCUGGAUGCAUUCUAGAGGCUGGAUACACACAGUUUGUAAACCCUCAGAGGCUGUUGAAGUUACGGAGACAAUUCUUAACAUAUGCUAAGAUGAAUCACUCAAAUGCCGACUCUAAUAAAAUAGGGAGGUUUUAUAUACAGUAUUUGAAUAAAACUUUAACGGAUUAG
Molecule: messenger RNA, 999 nt
Organism: Trichoplusia ni (cabbage looper)
Lineage: Eukaryota; Metazoa; Arthropoda; Insecta; Lepidoptera; Noctuidae
Product: protein KTI12 homolog
Exons: 4
Coding region: 82-999 (305 amino acids)
Source: RefSeq, a predicted model, not a curated record